AUGAGCCCCAUGCUGCUUCGUGCCCUGAGCCUGCCUUGCCAUCUGCUUGCUUCCAAUAGGCACUCCUGUGGUUGCACGAUAACAGCCAAGUUCGCGUGCGCCAUCAACCCAACUCUCGCCAUGAACUUUAAAAUCCUCGCGUGGAGCUUUAUACUUAUCCAAAGCGCUAUGGCGCUGCCAAUUUCUAUCCAUGAGCGAGAAUUGUUAGCCAGUCGAACAGAUACAAAAGGCAAAGACCAGUGCGCGGAAGAGUUGAAAUUCUCAGAAGGGGAUGAAGUCGCCAAAUUAAGUGUCGAUGCUGGAGAGAAGAAAAAGAAAAGAAAAGAAAAGAAAAGCUGGGAGUGA
This is a messenger RNA of Fusarium oxysporum Fo47, 345 nucleotides long. RefSeq lists its product as uncharacterized. The record is from RefSeq and is a predicted model, not a curated record. Bases 1 to 345 code for a protein of 114 amino acids. The transcript is spliced from 2 exons. NCBI's taxonomy places the organism in Eukaryota, Fungi, Ascomycota, Sordariomycetes, Hypocreales, Nectriaceae.